CGCGUGCGCUCUGGGGAAGGUGACUUGCUGCUUCCCGGGUCGUAAAAAAAUCAUGUCGUUCUUUCGGUCGCUGCGCCUUUUUCAGCCUUUGGCGUCCUGGAGCCGGCCGGUGCCUCUGGGGUCCCGCCCCCUCCACGCGGGAGUCGGGGCUGCGUCCAGCAAGGAGCACCUGAAGAAGCUGCGGCAGAAGACCGGCUACUCCUUCACCAACUGCAAGAAAGCGCUGGAAACUUGUGGCGGCGACCUGGCCCAGGCAGAAGCGUGGCUCCAUAAGCAGGCCCAGAAGGAAGGAUGGAGCAAAGCUACUAAACUUCAGGGAAGAAGAACUAAGGAAGGGCUGAUUGGAUUAUUACGGGAAGGGAAUUCAGCUGUAAUGGUGGAGGUGAACUGUGAGACAGAUUUCGUUUCGAGAAAUUUAAAAUUUCAACAACUGGUUCAGCAAGUGGCUCUUGGAACCAUGCUGUACUGUCAGAGUCUGAGGGAACAGCUCUCCACCUACAGGAAGGGUUUUCUAGAGACAGCUGAGCUUGCUCAACUUAGAGCAGGACCUAAUCGAGAAGACUCUCUCAAGGACCAGUUGACAUUAUUUAUUGGCAGACUGGGAGAAAACUUGACUCUUAAGCGAGCUGCAUGGGUGACUGUACCAGAUGGAUUCUACAUUGGUUCCUAUGUACAUGGAGCAAUGCACAGUCCCUCUCUCAGUAACAUGGUGCUUGGGAAAUAUGGCGCAUUGGUCAUCUGCCAGACAUCUGAAGAGAAACUGAAUCUUGAAGACCUUGGCCGACGACUUGGUCAGCACGUCGUGGGAAUGGCACCUCUGUCUGUAGGCUCAAUGGAAGAUGAGCCUGGUGGAGAAGAGGAAACAAAGAUGCUUGCUCAGCCCUAUUUGCUGGAUCCUAGCAUCACAUUGGGACAGUAUGUAAAGCCCCAGGGCGUGUCUGUGGUAGACUUUUUGAGGUUUGAAUGUGGAGAAGAUUUUGAGGCAGCAAAAACAGAAUAGAUUCCAUGGACAUUCUGGACCUCAGACAAUUAUUAACUGAGCCACUCUGUGUCCUGAGGGAAUUGGUUUGAUCACUGUUUCAGUAAUACAUGUGAGCUGUUUCUCUCUGGGUUUAUGGUAAAACUGAAAAGGUAGUUCAAUGCAGCAGCUCCAAAUAAAGAUGCUUUCUUCGUUAUAGAA
This is a messenger RNA of Trichosurus vulpecula (common brushtail), 1180 nucleotides long. It is a transcript of the gene TSFM, whose product is annotated as Ts translation elongation factor, mitochondrial. The coding region runs from base 53 to 1000 and encodes 315 amino acids. Gene Ontology annotation, cellular component: mitochondrial matrix. The transcript has 6 exons. NCBI's taxonomy places the organism in Eukaryota, Metazoa, Chordata, Mammalia, Diprotodontia, Phalangeridae. Gene Ontology annotation, molecular function: translation elongation factor activity; protein binding. Gene Ontology annotation, biological process: mitochondrial translational elongation. The record is from RefSeq and is a predicted model, not a curated record.